AUGUCGGCCAAAGCCCCAAAGCCAGUCUAUUUCUCCAACGGGGAGGCUCUCCAGAGCCCCCCGCUCACCGUGCGACUUACCCGCUUUGUCGAGAGCAUUUACUUCUUCCUCGGCCUGUACUUCACUACUCUGUUCUCGCUCGACUCAUACGCCGCUGCCGAGAGCUCCUCUUUCAACAUCAAAAACCAGGGAAACAAGUAUACUACUCGCCCUCGCUGGGGAGGUAGCACAACCUCAUUCGGUGGAGGUGGUGGUGGAGGAGGUGGCGGCGGUGGUCCGGGAUUUGGUCCGCGGCGCGUGGGACGUGUGGAUGAUGUUCGUGGACCGGAGUGCAAGAGCUGCCAAUAA
This is a messenger RNA of Penicillium roqueforti, 348 nucleotides long. RefSeq lists its product as uncharacterized. NCBI's taxonomy places the organism in Eukaryota, Fungi, Ascomycota, Eurotiomycetes, Eurotiales, Aspergillaceae. The record is from RefSeq and is a predicted model, not a curated record. Bases 1 to 348 code for a protein of 115 amino acids. The transcript is spliced from 3 exons.